GCACCACCGCGGCGCCCCUCCGCUAGAGGAGGGGACCAAGCCGAUUCUCCUCUGCAGCAAAAAAUUACAUGUAUAUAUUCCGAAGAUAAUAUAUACAUCGGAUUUUAUUUUUUUUUAAAAAAGUUUAUUUUGCUCCAUUUUUGAAAAGGAAGGAGCGUGGGUGGAGAGCGGUUUUUAUAAAUUAUCCUUGUUUUCUCUUAUUUGUCCCUGUCCCUCCCCACCCCCUGCUGAAGCGAGAAUAAGCGCAGGGACCGCGGCUCCUACCCAUCCGUCACCCCCUCGCCCAUUGCUCCCCCGCCCUAACGCCCAGCACAGUGCCCUGCACACAGUAGGCGCCCAAUAAAUGUUCGUGGAUGAUGAUGAUGAUGAUGAUGAAAAAAAUGCAGCAUCAACGGCAGCAGCAAGCGGACCACGCGAACGAGGCAAACUAUGCAAGAGGCACCAGACUCCCUCUUUCUGGUGAAGGACCAACUCCUCAGCCGAAUAGCUCCAAGCAAACUGUCCUGUCUUGGCAAGCUGCAAUCGAUGCUGCCAGACAGGCCAAGGCUGCCCAGACUAUGAGCACUUCUGCACCUCCACCUGUAGGAUCUCUCUCCCAAAGAAAACGUCAGCAAUAUGCCAAGAGCAAAAAACAGGGUAACUCGUCCAACAGCCGACCUGCCCGCGCCCUUUUCUGUUUAUCACUCAAUAAUCCCAUCCGAAGAGCCUGCAUUAGUAUAGUGGAAUGGAAACCAUUUGACAUAUUUAUAUUAUUGGCUAUUUUUGCCAAUUGUGUGGCCUUAGCUAUUUACAUCCCAUUCCCUGAAGAUGAUUCUAAUUCAACAAAUCAUAACUUGGAAAAAGUAGAAUAUGCCUUCCUGAUUAUUUUUACAGUCGAGACAUUUUUGAAGAUUAUAGCAUAUGGAUUAUUGCUACAUCCAAAUGCUUAUGUUAGGAAUGGAUGGAAUUUACUGGAUUUUGUUAUAGUAAUAGUAGGAUUGUUUAGUGUAAUUUUGGAACAAUUAACCAAAGAAACAGAAGGCGGGAACCACUCUAGUGGCAAAUCAGGAGGCUUUGAUGUCAAAGCCCUCCGUGCCUUUCGAGUGUUACGACCACUUCGACUAGUAUCAGGAGUGCCCAGUUUACAAGUUGUCCUGAACUCCAUUAUAAAAGCCAUGGUUCCCCUCCUUCACAUAGCCCUUUUGGUAUUAUUUGUAAUCAUAAUCUAUGCUAUUAUAGGAUUGGAACUUUUUAUUGGAAAAAUGCACAAAACAUGUUUUUUUGCUGACUCAGAUAUCGUAGCUGAAGAGGACCCAGCUCCAUGUGCGUUCUCAGGGAAUGGACGCCAGUGUACUGCCAAUGGCACAGAAUGUAGGAGUGGCUGGGUUGGCCCAAACGGAGGCAUCACCAACUUUGAUAACUUUGCCUUUGCCAUGCUCACUGUGUUUCAGUGUAUCACCAUGGAGGGCUGGACGGAUGUGCUGUACUGGAUGAAUGAUGCUAUGGGAUUUGAAUUGCCCUGGGUGUAUUUUGUCAGUCUCGUCAUCUUUGGGUCAUUUUUCGUACUAAAUCUUGUACUUGGUGUAUUGAGCGGAGAGUUCUCAAAGGAAAGAGAGAAGGCUAAAGCACGGGGAGACUUCCAGAAGCUACGGGAAAAGCAGCAGCUGGAAGAGGAUCUCAAGGGCUACUUGGAUUGGAUCACUCAGGCAGAAGACAUUGAUCCUGAGAACGAGGAGGAGGGUGGAGAAGAAGGCAAACGCAAUACUAGCAUGCCCACCAGCGAGACUGAAUCUGUGAACACAGAGAACGUGAGUGGCGAAGGCGAGACCAAGGGCUGCUGCAGACGUCUCUGGUGCUGGUGGAGAAGAAGAGGCACGGCCAAGACGGGGCCCUCUGGGUGUCGGCGGUGGGGUCAAGCCAUCUCAAAAUCCAAACUCAGCCGACGCUGGCGUCGCUGGAACCGAUUCAAUCGUAGAAGAUGUAGGGCUGCUGUGAAGUCUGUCACAUUUUACUGGCUGGUUAUUGUCCUGGUGUUUCUCAACACGUUAACCAUUUCCUCUGAGCACUACAAUCAGCCCGGCUGGUUGACACAGAUUCAAGAUAUUGCCAACAAAGUCCUCUUGGCCCUGUUCACCUGUGAGAUGCUGAUAAAAAUGUACAGCUUGGGUCUCCAGGCGUAUUUCGUGUCUCUUUUCAACCGGUUUGACUGCUUCGUGGUAUGUGGUGGGAUUACCGAGACCAUCUUAGUGGAGCUGGAAAUCAUGUCUCCGCUGGGGAUUUCCGUGUUUCGGUGUGUGCGCCUCUUAAGAAUCUUCAAAGUGACCAGGCACUGGACUUCUCUCAGCAACUUGGUGGCAUCCCUGUUAAACUCCAUGAAGUCUAUCGCUUCACUGUUGCUUUUGCUUUUUCUCUUCAUUAUCAUCUUUUCCUUGCUUGGGAUGCAGCUGUUUGGUGGGAAGUUUAAUUUCGAUGAAACGCAAACCAAGCGAAGCACCUUCGACAACUUUCCUCAAGCACUGCUGACCGUAUUCCAGAUUCUGACAGGUGAAGACUGGAAUGCUGUGAUGUAUGACGGCAUCAUGGCUUAUGGAGGCCCAUCCUCUUCGGGAAUGAUUGUCUGCAUCUACUUCAUCAUCCUCUUCAUCUGUGGUAACUAUAUUCUACUGAAUGUCUUCCUGGCCAUUGCUGUAGACAACUUGGCUGAUGCUGAAAGUUUGAACACUGCCCAAAAAGAGGAAGCUGAAGAAAAAGAAAGGAAAAAGAUUGCCAGAAAAGAGAGCCUAGAAAAUAAAAAGAACCACAAACCAGAAGUCAACCAAAUAGCCAACAGUGACAACAAGGUUACAGUUGAUGACUAUCGAGAGGAAGAUGAGGACAAGGACCCUUACCCGCCUUGUGAUGUGCCAGUAGGUGAAGAGGAAGAGGAGGAGGAGGAGGAUGAACCUGAAGUUCCCGCUGGUCCCCGCCCUCGCAGAAUCUCAGAGUUGAACAUGAAGGAGAAAAUCGCCCCCAUCCCUGAAGGGAGUGCUUUCUUCAUUCUCAGCAAGACCAACCCGAUCCGUGUGGGCUGCCACAAGCUCAUCAACCACCACGUCUUCACCAACCUCAUCCUCGUCUUCAUCAUGCUGAGCAGCGCUGCCCUGGCCGCGGAGGACCCCAUCCGCAGCCACUCCUUCCGGAACACUAUACUGGGUUACUUUGACUAUGCUUUCACAGCCAUCUUUACUGUUGAAAUCCUGUUAAAGAUGACGACUUUUGGAGCUUUCUUGCACAAAGGGGCUUUCUGCAGGAACUACUUCAAUUUGCUGGACAUGCUAGUUGUUGGUGUGUCUCUGGUGUCAUUUGGGAUUCAAUCCAGUGCCAUCUCUGUUGUGAAGAUUCUGAGGGUCUUAAGGGUCUUGAGGCCCCUUAGAGCCAUCAACAGAGCAAAAGGACUUAAGCACGUUGUCCAGUGCGUCUUCGUGGCCAUCCGGACAAUUGGCAACAUCAUGAUCGUCACUACCCUCCUCCAGUUCAUGUUUGCCUGCAUUGGGGUGCAGUUGUUCAAGGGGAAGUUCUAUCGCUGCACAGACGAAGCCAAAAGUAACCCUGAAGAGUGCAGAGGGCUUUUCAUCCUCUACAAGGAUGGAGACGUCGAUAGCCCCGUGGUCCGUGAAAGGAUCUGGCAAAAUAGUGAUUUCAACUUUGACAACGUCCUUUCUGCUAUGAUGGCACUCUUCACGGUCUCCACUUUUGAGGGCUGGCCUGCGUUGCUAUACAAAGCCAUUGACUCAAAUGGAGAAAACGUUGGCCCAGUCUACAACUACCGCGUGGAGAUCUCCAUCUUCUUCAUCAUCUAUAUCAUCAUUGUCGCGUUCUUUAUGAUGAACAUCUUUGUGGGCUUUGUCAUUGUUACAUUUCAGGAGCAGGGAGAAAAAGAGUAUAAGAACUGUGAGCUGGACAAAAAUCAGCGUCAGUGUGUCGAAUACGCCUUGAAAGCACGUCCCUUGCGGAGAUACAUCCCCAAAAACCCCUACCAGUACAAGUUCUGGUACGUGGUAAACUCUUCGCCUUUCGAAUACAUGAUGUUCGUCCUCAUCAUGCUCAACACACUCUGCUUGGCCAUGCAGCACUACGAGCAGUCCAAGAUGUUCAAUGACGCCAUGGACAUUCUGAACAUGGUCUUCACUGGGGUGUUCACUGUUGAAAUGGUUUUGAAAGUCAUUGCAUUUAAGCCUAAGGGGUAUUUUAGUGACGCCUGGAACACGUUUGACUCCCUCAUCGUAAUCGGCAGCAUUAUAGACGUGGCCCUCAGCGAAGCAGACCACUAUUUCACUGAUGCAUGGAACACUUUUGAUGCCUUAAUUGUUGUCGGUAGCGUCGUUGAUAUUGCUAUAACUGAAGUGAAUCCAACUGAAAGUGACAAUGUCCCUGUCCCAACUGCUACACCUGGGAACUCUGAAGAGAGCAAUAGAAUCUCCAUCACCUUUUUCCGUCUUUUCCGAGUGAUGCGACUGGUGAAGCUUCUCAGCAGGGGGGAAGGCAUCCGGACAUUGCUGUGGACUUUUAUUAAGUCCUUCCAGGCACUCCCGUAUGUCGCCCUCCUCAUUGCCAUGCUGUUCUUCAUCUACGCCGUCAUCGGCAUGCAGAUGUUUGGGAAAGUUGCCAUGAGAGAUAAUAACCAGAUCAACAGGAACAACAACUUCCAGACGUUUCCCCAGGCAGUGCUGCUGCUCUUCAGGUGUGCUACUGGCGAGGCUUGGCAGGAGAUCAUGCUGGCCUGCCUCCCAGGAAAGCUAUGUGAUCCCGAGUCAGACUACAACCCCGGAGAGGAGUACACAUGCGGCAGCAGCUUUGCCAUCGUCUAUUUCAUCAGCUUUUACAUGCUCUGUGCGUUUCUGAUCAUCAAUCUGUUUGUGGCUGUCAUCAUGGACAAUUUUGACUAUCUGACCCGGGACUGGUCUAUUUUAGGGCCUCACCACUUAGAUGAAUUCAAAAGAAUAUGGUCAGAAUAUGACCCUGAGGCAAAGGGAAGGAUAAAACACCUCGACGUGGUCACACUGCUCCGGCGCAUCCAGCCUCCUCUGGGAUUUGGGAAAUUAUGCCCACACCGAGUAGCGUGUAAGAGGUUAGUUGCCAUGAACAUGCCUCUCAACAGUGAUGGAACAGUCAUGUUUAACGCAACCCUGUUUGCUUUGGUCCGAACAGCUCUCAAGAUCAAGACUGAAGGGAACCUGGAACAAGCUAAUGAAGAACUUCGAGCUGUGAUAAAGAAAAUCUGGAAGAAAACCAGCAUGAAACUGCUCGACCAAGUUGUCCCUCCUGCUGGUGAUGAUGAGGUAACCGUGGGGAAGUUCUAUGCCACUUUCCUGAUACAGGACUACUUUAGGAAAUUCAAGAAACGGAAAGAACAAGGAUUGGUGGGAAAAUACCCUGCGAAGAACACCACAAUUGCCCUACAGGCAGGAUUAAGGACACUGCAUGACAUUGGGCCAGAAAUCCGGCGUGCUAUAUCCUGUGAUUUGCAAGAUGAUGAGCCAGAGGAAAAGAGAGAAGAAGAAGAUGUAUUCAAAAGAAAUGGUGCCCUGCUUGGAAACCAUGUCAAUCAUGUUAAUAGUGAUAGGAGAGAUUCCCUUCAGCAGACCAAUACCACCCACCGUCCCCUGCAUGUCCAAAGGCCUUCAAUUCCACCUGCGAGUGAUACUGAGAAACCGCUGUUUCCUCCAGCAGGAAAUUCGGUGUGUCAUAGCCGUCCUAACCGUAAUUCCGUAGGAAAGCAAGUUCCCACCUCAACAAAUGCCAAUCUCAACAAUGCCAACAUGUCCAAAGCUGCCCAUGGAAAGCGACCCAGCACUGGGGACCUUGAGCAUGUGUCUGAAAAUGGGCAUCAUUCCUCCCACAAGCACGACCGGGAGCCUCCAAGAUGGUCCAGUAUUAAAAGAACGCGCUAUUAUGAAAUGUACAUUAGGUCCGACUCAGGGGAUGAGCAGUUCCCAACUAUUUGCCGAGAGGACCCAGAGAUACACGGGUACUUCAGGGACCCCCGCUGCUUGGGGGAGCAGGAGUACUUCAGUAGCGAGGAGUGCUAUGAGGAAGACAGCUCUCCCACCUGGAGCAGGCAAAACUACAGCUGCUACAACAGGUACCUGGGCGGCACCACGGACUUCGAGAGGCCCCGAGGCUACCACCCACCCCAAGGCUGCUCGGAGGACGAUGACUCGCCUGUCUGCUAUGACUCUCGGAGAUCUCCCCGGAGACGCCUACUACCUCCCACCCCCCCACCCCACCGGAGAUCCUCCUUCAACUUCGAAUGUCUGCGCCGGCAGAGCAGCCAGGAGGAGGCCCCGCCUUCCCCCACCCUGCCGCACCGCACGGCCCUGCCUCUGCAUCUGAUGCAGCAGCAGAUCAUGGCAGUUGCAGGCCUCGACUCAAGUAGAGCCCCGAAGUACUCACCGAGCCACUCAACCCGGUCGUGGGCCACCCCUCCAGCAACUCCUCCAUACAGGGACUGGACACCGUGCUAUACCCCCCUGAUCCAGGUGGAGCGGUCAGAGUCCCUGGACCAGGUCAACGGCAGCCUGCCCUCCCUGCACCGCAGCUCCUGGUACACGGACGAGCCUGACAUCUCCUAUCGGACUUUCACACCAGCCAGCCUGACUGUCCCCAGCAGAUUCCGUAACAAGAACAGCGACAAGCAGAGGAGUGCAGACAGCUUGGUGGAGGCAGUCCUGAUAUCCGAAGGCUUAGGACGCUAUGCAAGGGACCCAAAAUUUGUGUCAGCGACUAAACAUGAAAUCGCUGAUGCCUGUGACCUAACCAUUGAUGAGAUGGAGAGUGCAGCCAGCACCCUGCUCAACGGGAGCAUGGGUCCUCGGGCCAGUGGGGAUGUGGGCCUUGUCUCUCACCGGCAGGACUACGAGCUCCAGGAGUUUGGGCCCGGCUACAGUGACGAGGAGCCAGACCCUGGGCGAGAUGAGGAGGACCUGGCUGAUGAAAUGAUCUGUAUCACCACCUUGUAGCCCCAUUGAGGGGCAGACUGGCUCUGGCCUCGGUGGAGGCACAGGAGGGCCAGGGAUAAAGUGCCUCGUAGUUAGGAAAGUUUAGGCACUAGUUGGGAGAAAAAUAUUCAACUAGACUUUCGUACAAGUGAUGUCAUGCCUCAAGGAAGCCAUAAACCUGGUAGGAGCAGGUUCUGAGCAGCGGUCCUGGCAGUGCCCCGUGCACUCAGCCCGGCCGCAGAGACAGUAGGCCCAGCCUUGAGACAGGAUGGGUGAGGAGUCAGGCCAGCCCCGCGAAACACGCAGGCGGAUACUACCCAGGGCGCCCAGCCACGCCCACCCACAGGCACGAGGGGGAAGGUUAAAGGUGAUGACAGUCACCACAGCUGCGUCAUUACCUCAGCCACUGGUCUCGUGUAUCACAGCAUAUCCAUUUUUAAACCCCUUCCCCCAAACACACCGCUUCCUGGUUCCGGUUCUGCUCUUCGGCAGUGGAGUGUCAGAACUCCGCCACCAGUGCUCAUCACCAGAGGGGAGCAGGACCUGACAGCUAAGGUUUUCUGCUAUGUGGCGCCAGUUUACAUGCGAGCACGUCACUCGGAUGGUCAGUUCUGACUGUCACGCUCAAGGGCAACUGUAAAACUGGAAUAAUAAUGCACUUGCAACCAGGUAAACUUAAGAUACGCUAGUUUGUUUAAAAAUUAUAGAUUUACUUAUUGUACAUGACUUGUAAUAUACAAUUUGUAUUUGUAAAGAGAUGGUCUAUAUUUUGUAAUUAUUGUACCGUAUUUGAACUGCAGCAAUAUCCAUGGGUCCUAACAAUUGUAGAUCCCCACAGAAAUCUAGAAAUUAUUAGUAUUUUUACUGGGGCUAUACAGAAGUAGAAGAAAUAGAGCCAAUUCUCACUUAUUCCAUGAAAAUCCUUUGGGGGUAAAAUUUUGAGUUCGAAAGAACUUGACACUACAAAAAUGUUUCUGAAGUAUUUGGAGUCACUAUAAACCUAUCUUUACAUAAGAUACA
Messenger RNA from Heterocephalus glaber (naked mole-rat), 7976 nucleotides. RefSeq names its product calcium voltage-gated channel subunit alpha1 D (gene Cacna1d). Gene Ontology annotation, biological process: calcium ion import across plasma membrane. Gene Ontology annotation, molecular function: high voltage-gated calcium channel activity. The record is from RefSeq and is a predicted model, not a curated record. NCBI's taxonomy places the organism in Eukaryota, Metazoa, Chordata, Mammalia, Rodentia, Bathyergidae. Gene Ontology annotation, cellular component: membrane; voltage-gated calcium channel complex.